ACCUUCUUGAGUUAAGGAAGGUGCCUGUGUGUAGCUGGGAAGGAGAGUGAUUCUCUGCUGAGUUGGAGAGAGAGCUCUCAAGGACUGGAGAGGAAAAUAGAAACCCCUCCCAGGAGACAAGUGUGUCUUGAGUGUGCCCAGGGAGGAUUCUGGGAUUUGCGGUCCACCAAAAGCCAGCGAGGGCUAAGGAAACCGUAAAUUCAAUAUUCAAGGAAUUGUCUUCAUUCAGAACUGCACUGAGGUGGAACCAUAAAGAUGUCCAACGCAUCUACAGUAGAAACCAGUGAUGUGGAAAGAAUUGCAGUUAAUUGCUCCAAGUCAGGAAUGCACAAUUACAUCUUCAUCGCCAUUCCAAUCAUUUAUAGCACCAUAUUUGUUGUAGGAGUAUUUGGUAACAGCAUGGUGGUAAUUGUGAUUUAUUCCUACAUGAAGAUGAAGACAGUGGCCAGCAUUUUUUUGAUGAAUUUAGCUCUGUCUGAUUUAUGUUUUGUGAUCACUUUACCCUUAUGGGCAGCUUACACAGCAAUGCACUAUCAUUGGCCAUUUGGUAACUUCUUGUGCAAGGUAGCAUCAACUGCCAUAACCUUAAAUCUAUAUACCACUGUGUUCUUACUGACAUGCCUCAGCAUUGACCGCUACUCUGCCAUUGUCCAUCCCAUGAAAUCUCGUAUUUGGCGCACUGCAAUGGUAGCUAGGCUAACAUGUGUCGGUAUAUGGCUUGUAGCUUUUUUGGCAAGCAUGCCUAGCAUAAUAUAUCGUCAAAUAUAUUUAUUUCAUGAUACGAAUCAAACAGUGUGUGCCAUAGUAUAUGACUCUGGACAUAUAUAUUUCAUGGUUGGCAUGAGUUUAGCCAAGAAUAUUGUUGGUUUCCUUAUUCCUUUUUUGAUCAUUUUAACAAGUUACACAUUGAUUGGGAAGACGCUAAAAGAAGUCUACAGAGCUCAAAGGGCCAGGAAUGAUGAUAUUUUUAAGAUGAUUGUAGCUGUUGUUCUACUGUUCUUUUUCUGUUGGAUUCCUUAUCAAGUGUUUACGUUUCUGGAUGUUUUAAUCCAGAUGGAUGUGAUCCAAAACUGCAAAAUGUAUGAUAUUGUGGACACAGGCAUGCCCAUUACAAUAUGCAUUGCUUACUUUAACAGCUGCCUGAACCCCUUCUUGUAUGGUUUUUUCGGAAAGAACUUCAGGAAACAUUUUCUGCAACUCAUUAAAUAUAUACCACCAAAAAUGAGAACCCAUGCAAGCGUUAACACCAAAUCGAGUUUAGUUUCAAGCAGUCUGUCAGACACCAAGCGUGCAUCAAAAAAGAUUGCCUUGCAGAUGACUGACAAUGAAGAACAUUGCAAAUAGCUUAGAAGGUAUUGUAUUUCUAACUAAACAUAUAAAUACUCAAAGUGGAGAAACUCCACUUUAUUAAAUAUAACCUUCUGCAACUGGCAGCUUUCCAGAUACUUAUAUAUUGCUAAAGCAGAAGAAAAUCAAGAGCAUUUCACAGCCUAAAAGCAAGGAUAAUGGUGCAUAUAACACAUUUGCUCUGUAAUCCUUGUGCAUUCAUCUAUAAUGUAGAGGCGUGUUCCAAAACAGCAGUCAUUGGCCUUGUAACCAAUUAACUGAUAAUGAUGAUAAUACCAUGCAUGGGGUAGUUUUGUGUUUCAGCUGAAGGAAACUGGUGUGUAAAUAUCAAUUUUGAAUGUGCCAUCAUACUGUAUGCAUACCUCAUUAAUUUAUUUGUGAGUCAGUAUUCAUCUGUAUAUGUCUUUUUGUAUAUUAACUCAUUUAAUUUAUUGUAUAUAUACACUUUAGUCAGAUCCACAGUGUAUUUUGCAAAAAUGGCACACACAAAAAAUAUUCAUAGCAUUCACUGAUUCAGUUGUUUGUACUUAAAGCUGCUAGAUCCACCGAAAGGUUCCUGCAAUUUUAAGGCAUUUUGUAAAAUUCACAAAUCAUGAAAACCCUGCUGUAAUCUAAUCAGGUCCACAUAUCAACUGAAAUCAUGCUUUAGAUUAUAUUAUUCCAAACAGAUGAAAAGUAAUGAAAAAAUUGGGUUAUGCAAUUUGUAUUGCUCUGGAAAUUCUUAGAAGUGGAGGCAUUUAGAUAUAUGUUCAUAUGUGGGAUAUUAACAAUUUUGAAUCAUCACAUUCCAAGCACUGCAGAAUCUCAUUGGAGAUUUGAGUGAUAGUAGGGCAAUCGGAAACAAAAGAAAGCACAUUUGUGGGGUUAUAAGAGGUUAGAGUUUGAAUAGUUGGAUAAUUACUGAUUCAUUUAUUUCAAAAUAUACAUAUUUAAGCUUAUUUACCGAGGCAGGGAAAGGCACAAAGUAAAAACUAAAUGGUGCAAAAGCAGUCAGCUUUCUGAACUUUUCUUCGCCUUACUUCUUGAGGAGCACCUCUUUGUGUUCCAAUAUUAAAGCAAAAAGAUUGGUGCCUCACUGUGUAUGCAGCCCUGUCUGCUUUUCAUAGAAGGGUUGGGAGGUGGUCAGCAUUUAGGUGUCCCAUGGAAUGUCCCCUAGCUUGGGUUUCCAGUACAAGAUGGAGAGUACAAGGUCAUGAAAAGUCUGGGGGAACCCCAUAUUUGCCUUCAGUGUAUUUAUUUUCCCUUUUGUUUUGAUGCAGGUAUUACUAACUAAGUUUGCAGUUUAAAUCAUGUCUAAUAUGGCUAUAAAUGUCUUUAUUUGCUCCUUUAGUCCUUUUAUUCUGCUUGAAACCUUUUAAAGGAGAGAAAGACAGAAAGGGUCGUGAAUGAGCACACUCGGGAAAGUGGUAUGAUGGCAUUGGUCAGCAAGACCUCCUAAAUGGGCAAACAUGAAGAUCAUCUCUGGUACUUCAAGCACUGGCCUGAAAUAUUAUUAUAACAUGCUUGCUGGUAUUCUACUUCACCCGCUGUUGUGUUGAUUCCAGGGUUGUUAUUAAUCUUCAUAUUAGAUAUUAAAUGUGGUCUGAAUGCAGAUAUGUCCAUAGGGGGAUGAGCUUUGAUCAUUGUUUGUGAUCAUUGUGUUUGUAAUACUACUUGAUAUAUAUUGUGUGAUAAAAUGUUACUUCUAUCUCUGUAAAAUUUCAAGGGAGAUAAUAUGUUUGUUACUGAUUAUGUGGUAUAAUUCUUAAUGGCAAAAAAACAAAAUAAAGGCUAAUGCACAUGUAA
Molecule: messenger RNA, 3132 nt
Organism: Xenopus laevis (African clawed frog)
Lineage: Eukaryota; Metazoa; Chordata; Amphibia; Anura; Pipidae
Gene: agtr1.L
Product: angiotensin II receptor type 1 L homeolog
Exons: 2
Coding region: 256-1344 (362 amino acids)
Biological process (GO): calcium-mediated signaling; angiotensin-activated signaling pathway; neutrophil chemotaxis
Cellular component (GO): external side of plasma membrane; membrane; plasma membrane
Molecular function (GO): angiotensin type II receptor activity; angiotensin type I receptor activity; C-C chemokine binding
Source: RefSeq, a predicted model, not a curated record